UGCACUCGCGAUCAAGCGAUCCAUCGAUCCCGAUGGCCUCCGGUGUCACUCCCUCUUUUUUCGCUUCUCCUCCGCUCGUGCUCUCUCGAGGUACCUUCCCUUUCGAUCUUUGGUCCUCACUACCAUCCGGUUAAGAUCGGCAAGGUUUACUAAGACAGCACACGUCUUCUGAAACUUCAGUACAAAACGCGCGCUCGAACUCGAAAGAUCUUGAAGUCUCCUUCACUCGAUGAAGAGAGAGAAACAGAGAGGGUGAAAAAAUCUGAGAAAGGAAAACCCGAUUAACUCAUGCAGAUUAAUUCUCGAUGCAAUGCUCAACAGUUCAAAUGUGAUUUCAUUUCGGUCCUCAAAAUUUGACUGUGGUUUACCGCAAUUUUAGUGUUUGUUUAAUCAGGGGGUGAGAAGCGCGCAAUAUGUGGGGCCGAAAAAUUCUUCUAGUGUUAUUCGCGCUUACAGCGCUCGGAAUAACGACGAAAUGUCCGAAAAGGAAAACGUCACCUAUCAGAGAAAUUUUCUGUUACACUUCCACCUUCAACGUGCAGUUGCUAGCUGACUCCGUAUGCAGCUGCACCACUUUGGUGCAUCAAAAUCAUGAUGUGCGAAAUCUCUCUAUUUCCGACAUUACUGAUUUGCGGAAAUCCUUGAAAGAGAUGCAUCCUUCCCUCCAGUUUAUAAUUUCUAUAUUUGAUCCCGCAAAAACACUCGUAAGUUCCGCGAUGAUACGACAAGAAGCUCUCGCUCGGAUUCUUGCUGUCAUAAAAGAGGUAGACGGUGUGGAGAUGAAUAUAACGGCGGGUUCUAAGGAACGUCUUUAUAAUUUUGUAAAAAGUUUGAAAGACGAAAUGAUCCGAAAGUCUUACGACAAGAGGAUUUUCCUAUCAUUGCCUACUAAAUCAGGAGACAUAGCCAAACAGUUUGACCUUAAAAAACUUGUAAAGUAUAUUGAUAUAUUUACGCUGCCAACGGACUACAUGACAGACGAAGACAGUGCUUUUGUCACCUUUCACCCUUCGCGUUUGAUGGGACUGUUCGAUAUGCUCAACCCAGACAGUUUGAUAGACCUGAUAAGUGGAUUGGGAGUACCUAAGCAGAAGAUUUUAAUGACUUUACCGGCCAAUGCAUACAAAUUUGCUUUGAAAUACAAAGACGAAAACGCUCCUAGAUCGGAAACUUCGGAAAAAGAGCCUGUACCGAUCGAUCGUAAACAGCUUUGUAAAACUUUGAAAAACGGAAACUGGACCGUUGAACGAGAUGAAGAUCUUACGGCACCAUACACAUUUCAAAACAAAACAUGGAUUGCUUUCGAGGAUAAAAUUUCAGUUGGAAUAAAGGGAAAAUAUGUGUUGUUGCGGGAUUUGGCAGGAUUGGGAGUGCGACAUAUAGAAAACGAUACGAAGACCGAAUGCGAAACUCCGCUCACGCAAGAAAUUUUUCAUUCCUUCACGGAGUUCAACAGAAAAACGAGGCAAGCUGUGCUCAGUGCGCUGGAAGAUGAACUUCAUCAAACUCAGUUUUCGUAUCCGAAUCAAGCGACAACGUCUAGCUUUCGUGUUGUUCGUGUAGUAGAUACGCAGGGGCAUAUCCGAGCUGUACGCGAGAGCACACAAACCGAGUUUGUUUGUAGGAGACAAGGCUACUUUGUUCAUCCUAAGAGUUGUAAUAGAUUCUAUCGUUGCGUGAAGUUUAAUCAAGAGGUGGAAAAUUAUUCCGUUUUCGAAUUCGAUUGUCCGGCCGGCUUGUCGUUUGACGAGCGCACAGAAGUUUGUGUUUGGCCUGGCUCUUUGCCUCAAGGUUCACCGUGUCCUGGUAGCAGCGAGAUUGCUCCCGUUGCUCCAAAGAGAUUCGAAUGUUCUAAAUCUGGUUACUAUGCGGAUCCACAAAACUGCCGAUGGUUCUUUUCUUGCAUGGAUUUAGGUGGACCGGAAUUAAUGGCGUUUGAAUUUCGCUGUCCGUACGGUUUGGUUUUUGAUGAGCAAAAAUUAGUAUGCGAAUGGCCCUGGUUGGUUCCAGCUUGCUCAGAGUCCGGAUCGGCUUACACUAGAACAGAAUACGAUUACAGAGGACAUUCAGCAGGCACUUCUCCCGGAUUCGGUGGCGGUAGUUACGUAACUGGUAGUCUACCGGAAUAUUCUGUCACAGGUGGAACUGAUUACUCCAACGUAGACUAUUCUAAAACUACCAAUACCGGUAUCCAUGGAGUAAAUUACUUCGGAUCCACCGCAGGACACAUCGGUGGACACACUGGCACUUCAGAUUCUGUAGGAUUAUCUCAUGGUCAAGCUAGUGUUGAUUAUACUCAAUCAUCUGGAUACAGAGGAUCCUCUAUACCGACAUACUACGGAUCAUCUGACAUUGGUUCGGUAUCUCCUAGUAUAAUCAGUGGAGGACAAAGUAACACGAGAUAUUCAACAUCGAGUGACAAAGUUAACAGUGGACAUACUAUAUCCACUCAUCAAAUUGGCACAGGAUAUGCAAACACUGGAUCACUGGGAGGAAUUGUUACGGGUUUCUCUGGAUCAACGGUUCAAGACUAUUCCGGAAGUACUAACGGAAGUCAUCAUUUCUUGGGCGAACACGUAACUUAUUCAGGGGCACCUGUAUCGGAUUAUUCUAGUCCUGGAGGAGGAUACACAGGAUACACAGGAAGCGUCGGUGUAACUAAUUCAAUAGUAGAUACGGCUAGUCAUUUAAAACCAGGAACAAACUAUUUCGGAUCUACAGGACAGUCCGGAUCAUCUGUCGGUGUCUACGCAGGAUCUACUCCUAAGUAUUCUGAUUCGAGUUUAUACAAAGGUUCCGACGUAUUUAACGUCGGCGGUCAUUCAACUUCUAAUGUCUACUCGGGAGCGACCGAACGUCGGCCAUCGCAUGGUGCAACAUUUGGAGUUAACUCUUAUCCUGGAACUAUCGGCGGUAUUGAUUUUACCGGAUCGAUUAAUAAAGAAUACACAGGAUCGAAUACGCAAGUAUAUGGAGAUACAAGCGGUGCAGGAUAUUCUAAAACUGCGGGCGCAGGUAGUUCUACUGGAUUUGGUGUAAAUUUGUCAACUAACACUGGAAUACAUUCAACACUGCACAGUUCGACAAGCUCAGAUCGAGUCACGGGAACUGAUUUCAUCAGUGGCUCUUCAAAAUACGGAUUAACUUCAGGAAUUUCCACUAUCUCAGGUCAUAGUGGUAGUGCGACUGCUGACAGCGAUCAUUUUAUAAGCGGUAGUACAGCAUCUUCGGGAACAACAAAUACAGGAAUAAGAUAUAACAAUGAGGAUGGAUAUACAAUUCCGGUAUUUAUACAACAUGGAGAACCGAUCUAUCCCUUACCUGGAACUGGAGUGAGAGAUCAUACUGGAACGACUGGAGCAGGUGGAAUCAGCGUAACAAAUGCGAGACCUAAUUUUAAUAUCAGUAUUUUUGGCAAUGAAAUCCCUACUGGCUACAAUAUUCAGAAAGGAACUACUAAUACAAUUUUGACUGGAAGUAGUAUACAAGAAGGUAUUUUUACCGGCGACUCUUAUACGGGAACUGCUUUUAGUCACGGAAACAUUCCUGGAGCAGUGUCAAAUCCUUCUGUUAAUCAAGGUGCUGUUUUAACCGGAGGAACUCAACCCGGCUAUGUUGUGACUUCUUCCGGAACAUCUGGAUAUGUUACUGGAGACGGAGUGAAGACUGUAGAUGGCGGAUCAGCUAGUUUAGGAACAUUAACAUAUGGGACACCAACGCCUGCAAUUUCAUUAACAGGUCCGUCAACACCCGGCACCGUUUUGAAACAUGAUAUCACCCCGGGUGUUAUUAUUUCUGGACAAACUGCUCCUGGAAUAUCUGUAGGAUAUUCUACUCAACCAGGAAUUAUUAAGAGUUCAACUGGUCCACAAUCAACCUAUCACGGUAUUGGCGGUAUCAAUACUGUUACGGGAGGAUCAGUAACUUCAAACAACAUUCAGAGUGGAGGAGUACUGUCUACGAAUCUUCGAGAUUAUAAAACCGAUGAGGGUCAUAGCACUGCUACAUUUAAUGUCGCUUACGAUACCAACAAGUAUUUGGAAAAAGAUAUUCCAGACUAUAGACCAACUAGUGCAACUCUUCCCGAUAUUAUCGUACCUGGAGGUAGGAUAGAAGGUGGUGGAGGUGUUGUUAGUUCUACUUUAGCUCCAGAUCGUGUCGCUACUGCAGUGUCAGGAUAUUCUCCGACCAAAUCGGCUGUCUUUACUCCAAGUGGAUUUACGAAGACCGGUCCAACUAGAACAGGUAUAACCACUGCUAUUCUCGGAGGUGGUGGCAGCUAUUCUAUAAGCACAGGUGAUCGUCGGCCUACUUUCAAUCCCGAAAAUAUCAGUGAGAAAGCAUUCGAAGGAAAUGUUGCUGGAUAUACUAAGACAUCAUCUAUUAAUAAUGCUGCUGGCAGUGUAUCCGCUACUUUGACACCAACCAGUUAUUCCUCAACAGUUGCGCCAGGUGGUAGCGUCUCACAAUCAGUUCCUUCUGGAUAUUCGUAUCCCAAGCCAACUGUUCAAUUGGGAACCAGUGGUGUAACAUUCCCUUCAUCGUCGAUUUCACCGAUUAGAGAUUAUUCACCGGUUACGACGCCAACGCCAUUUGGAAAAAUCGACGGAUCAUCGGAUAAUGUGUUCGGAUUUAAGAUACCUACUGUGUCAACUGACCGCCGCGUACCAAUAUCGACGAUCACGCCUACGAUUUAUACCACCAAAUAUCCAGACACUUAUAAAUCGACCCUUUAUGAAGCAGCCAUCCCGUCAACCGUAUCGACCGUCAAGCCUCUUAUUGACACCGAUUACAAAACUGUAGUUUCCACGAAUAUUCCGGUAUCAAUAUCGACCGAUGAUCGCUUCAUUCAACAAACUGACAUUUCGCAAACUGGUUCGAUAGCCACGUCUAGUAUCGGUGUUGGAAAAGUACCUUCCCAACGUCCUGUUUUCUCGACGGUUUCGACCGGCCAGAAAGACUACACUUCUUUUACUUCACGUCCAAUAAGCUCAGAAUAUCUUCCUGCAAAACCGAGUAAGUCCGGUACGGCCACUUCUACCACGAAGUAUGACAUACCUGCGGUGACUCAGCAACCAGAGCUCGGAGUAACGUACAAGAAACCAUCAUCAGUUCAUGAAGGUCCUUUUUCGGUCAUAUUGCCUACUACGUUCAGACCUUCCGAUGUGUAUUAUCCUGAUCAAGGAUUUACAUCCCCGUCUUCCGUAGAAACCACUCCAAGCGGUGGUUCUCCGAUAAACUUGGAUAUUACGAGAGACAAAAUUGACAAGUUAAUUACUAAUUACGACAGAGGCACUGUCAAAUACACGCCGAGCGUGUACGAUGACUUUACAAGCUCAGGAUUUGAUUCAACCAAGACCUUCUCCUCGUCAUCAUCGUCACCCUCGAAGUCUUCGUUUUCUGUGAAAACCGGCGGCACUCUUGGCGUUACAACACCUAGUUUCAGUCCGAUAUUGUCGUAUGAAGUCACCACGAAGUCUCCCGAAGGCAAGGGCAAAGUUAUCGUCAAAUGGAGCGAUCUUCAUCCACUUCUUCUAGGCAAACUCGGAGCGGAGUGCACGUGCAAAGCUGAUCCUUUUGCUACUCUUCGAGGUCCGAUAAGAAAGUUAAUUGAUUCUUCGAGAGGAAAAGUGGAUCUAGCCAACUACGACGAGUCUGAAAUCUACGUCGAUCUUGAGAACGACAGUGGUUCCAAAGAGAACGAUUAUAUUACUGAUUAUGGUCAUUCAUCGCCGCAGCCGUAUAAGCUUAGUCCGCUUAAGACGACAAGCGUCACGACGGGCUCAACGAAACUGCCAUCGUCGUCUUAUUUAUCUGUGCCUUCAACGACUCUUAGUUCGAGAUAUUUCGAUAUUUCUACUGGAACAUUCGGAAAAGCUGAUGAAGAAUCUUCUAGAUUGCAGAUUGAUGUUCGAACUGGCAAGAAAUUAACAGACAUUAAUACUUCACUGAGCACUUCUGAUGAAAGAAGAGAAGAAGAAGAUGAUGAUCCUGAUCAAAUUAUUGACGGUGCGACCAAUUGCGCCAGACCAGGUCUUUUCAGACACCCAAGUCUCUGUAACAAGUUUUACGCUUGCCAUUGGGAUCAAUGGAAGAAGAAGUUCACACUCCACAUCUUUAAUUGUCCAAUUCAUCUGACAUUCGAUUCAAGUGCGAGCGCAUGCAAUUGGCCGAGUAAAGGCCCAACUUGCCAAGCCGACAAUUUAUUAGUUUGAACUUGUUAGACACUUAUUAUCGCUCAAUAUCUCAGCGCGCCUUUUUUAUAUUUACAUAACAUUAAUUUUUUUAAUCUCUUGUAUAUAACAACAAACAAUAAAUUAAUGUUCUUCUUGUUUUUAAAAUUUGCGGCUUAAAAAUGAAUUUUUACUCAAACAAUGAGAUGUUGCAAGUAAUUCUUAAACGAGAGAUCUACUUUUACUUUCACGCAAACCGGUUUCUCGGUCUUGGAGAUCGAUUGAUACUUUUGUUUUGAGUUGAUCUUGAAACCCAAAUUCUUUUUCCAUUUGCAUUGAAUAGCACUGAUCAAGAAACACAGUAGUACCUCGCGCCAACGAAGUCGCGCUCGAACGGCGCGAGGCACUCGUUCCUCUUGUACGCGAAAUUCAUGCGAUUGAGAAGUGAAAAAAUUUUCAUGGAUCAAUAUCUCAAGAAUGAUUAAACCGAUCAAUUUUUUACGUUUUUAAAGACACGUGAUUACAGUAAAGUCACGUGUUGUUUUUCCUCUUCUUUCUGUCACGCGAUUUUGCUUUAAUCGCGUUUUUCAAGACACGUGACACGUGACUGAAGUGAAGUCACGUUACUUUAAUCACGUGUUGUUUUUUACUCCACCUUUUCUCUAUUUUUCGAGUUUGAUUUCUAUGCGUUAUUUCUGACACUUCUCAUAAGUGUAUUAUAUGGUUUGUAAAUAUCACAUCGCAAUGAAUUCUUUAGUGUCGUGGAGUAAAAUUGUGGAAAAGUUUACGUUUGUUGAGACGUAAGGUGGAGGCCAAAUUCAAGGUAAUCAAGUUGCGGACUGUGGGAAAGCGUUGGCAAAGUGAAAGUACUUCGCGUUUAUCGAAACUGCAAAAACAAAAAAACAAAAAAUUGUCGAUCAUCAUCAACGUGUGCGUAUAUAUAUUUUUGUACGUGAUAAAAUUUAUAUACAUAUAUGUAAAUAUAUUAAGUAAAAUUUCUAAAAAUUAUGAAACACAUUAGUUGCGUGAAAAGCGUAAGAAAAAUAUCAAGCUAUGUGCUUUCUUAAUGUAUAUGUAUAUAAUAUUAUAUACAUAUUACAUACAUGUUUGUUUUAAUUGCUUAUCAUUUUUUUCGUAAUGAUAUCCAAACAUAUAAAAUAUUAUUUAUUCGUCAUUUAUAAAGAAAGUUUAGCGAUAAGUAGUCAGUAUAUAUAACGUUAGUUCUCAUUUUUUCUUACAAGU
Messenger RNA from Pseudomyrmex gracilis, 7415 nucleotides. Its product is annotated as mucin-19-like. The transcript has 10 exons. Gene Ontology annotation, biological process: carbohydrate metabolic process; chitin catabolic process. Lineage: Eukaryota; Metazoa; Arthropoda; Insecta; Hymenoptera; Formicidae. The record is from RefSeq and is a predicted model, not a curated record. Gene Ontology annotation, molecular function: chitinase activity; chitin binding. Gene Ontology annotation, cellular component: extracellular region. The coding region runs from base 414 to 6215 and encodes 1933 amino acids.